Polyodon spathula (Mississippi paddlefish) is the source of this 782-nucleotide messenger RNA. RefSeq names its product CD209 antigen-like protein E. The record is from RefSeq and is a predicted model, not a curated record. The transcript is spliced from 3 exons. The coding region runs from base 123 to 611 and encodes 162 amino acids. Lineage: Eukaryota; Metazoa; Chordata; Actinopteri; Acipenseriformes; Polyodontidae.
GAAGCUCAGAAGAAAAUGCUGAGAACGUCAGACUCCUUUCUAAUUAUUCAGAUCUGAAGACUCAACUGGAGGACCUGCAAAGAAGCCAUUCCAGCCUGUGGAAUAAUUACAGUGACUUGCAGAUGGAUUACGUGAAUAUAUCAGAGAGCAAGAAGAAAUGCAUACGAGUCCUUGCAAUUACUUCUGAACUUGAGAGGCAAUUGGGAGAAGUGAAAAGGGAGUAUUCCCACUUGCUGGGAGAAUGUUCUACAUUACAGAGGAUCCACCGCAACUUGACGGGCCAGUACCUUCUGAAAGACAAAUGCCUUCACAAACAGAAAUUUUGCACUGGAGGGAUCUGUGAAUUUUGUUCUACGAACUGGGUCCGAUUCAAUGGCAAGUGCUACUUCUUUUCAACUGAUACCAUGAGCUGGUAUUCCAGUCGCGAUGACUGUAAAUUACUGGGGGGGAGCCUGGUGAUUAUAGAGAGCACAGAGGAACAGGAUUUCCUAUCGAAGAGGAUGAAGCGCGUGGCAGGUACUGCAUGGGAUUACUAUUGGAUUGGACUUUACUCUGUUAAUUCUGGAGAACAGUGGCGCUGGGUAGAUAGAACAGUUCUACAAGAAGGGUGAGAUCCAAAGUGAUACCAUAACAUCUACCAGUACUCAAGAUCUUCCCUUUUAAAACCAGUAUGUCAAGAUCGCAAGAUAAUGUAUCUUGCGAUCUUGACAUUACAAUUUGUGUUUCAAUUAUGGGGUUUCCAUGCGGGGCAAUUUACAAGUGAAAUUAUGAUGCGCGUGCAC